AUGAGAUCAAAUACGUGUGUUUUGGAACAACAUGAUUCUGAAUGUAUAAAUCUAAUAUUGUUGGUUAAUGCAACUUCAUUUACCAAACAACAACAACAACAACAUAAUUUUAAUUAUCAACGUCUUCAGCAUAGAAUAACUCCACCACCACCUCCAUCUUCUCCUUUAUUACCAAAAAAAGAAUUCAAUUCAAUAGAUUUAUCAAUUUUAGAUAAACAACUUUAUUUGGAUAAUAAUAAUAAUAAUAAUAAUAAUACUAUUAAUAAUAAUACUAAUAAUAUUAAAAAAGAUAAUAAUGAUUGUGAUGAUGAUGAUGAUAGUAAAUCGGAUAAAAAUAGCGAUGAUGAUACAAAUGAUAGUGAUGUAAAUAGUAAUAAUAAUAAUGGAAACCACCAGAAAAAAAAGAUUAAUAAAAAAUUAAAAAAAGACGGAACCAACCAUUUGAAAAGAUUUAAAAAAUUAAAUCAUAUCAAAAAAAAAUUAAUCAAUAUAAAUUCAAUUUUGGUUUCAAAUGUAUCACCAAUUAAUCAAUAA
Messenger RNA from Dictyostelium discoideum AX4, 534 nucleotides. RefSeq lists its product as hypothetical. Lineage: Eukaryota; Evosea; Eumycetozoa; Dictyosteliales; Dictyosteliaceae. The transcript is spliced from 2 exons. The coding region runs from base 1 to 534 and encodes 177 amino acids. The record is from RefSeq and is a predicted model, not a curated record.